AUGCUAUUCACGCGGGCAGCUGCGCGAAGCUUUAUUGGCGCUCGGGCAUUCUCCACAGCUCGUGUGUACCGAGCGGAGCUGUCUUACCAGGUCUACGGACCGGAAAAGGAGGAAGCCAUUCGCGACCCCAUUUUGUUCCUGCAUGGACUUUUCGGUUCUAAGCAGAACAACCGAAGUAUUAGCAAAGCUCUGGCGAAGGACUUGAAAUGCCAGAUCUUCACAUUGGAUCUUCGUAAUCAUGGUGAUUCUUUCCAUGCCCCGGAGCACAACUAUAGUGCUAUGGCCGAGGAUGUGCAGGAGUUCAUAGAGCAGCAGAAGCUCAAGAAAUGCGUCCUGAUUGGCCAUUCAAUGGGUGCUAAAGCCGCAAUGACAGUGGCUCUUCAGUCCCCGGAGAGCGUUUCCGCCUUAAUCCCGGUCGAUAAUGCCCCGCUGAACGCAACACUGAAGAGUGAUUUCCCAAAGUAUGUGCGAGGAAUGCAGCACGUAGAGCGGGAGAAAGUAAAAAAGCAAUCAGACGCGAACAAAAUCCUCGAGGAUUACGAAGAGUCCCUUCCAAUCCGCCAAUUUCUUUUGACAAAUCUUGUCCGCUCUGAUGACGAGCAUAAGACUCUGAAGUUCCGUGUGCCUCUCUCAGUGAUUGGGAACUCUCUUGACAACAUGGCCGAUUUCCCCUUCAGCGAGUCGGAUGGGGUCCAGUAUGAUGGACCUACCCUCUUCGUUCGGGGUACUAAGUCCAAGUAUGUCACUGAUGCAACCAUUCCUGCAAUCAAGAAAUUCUUCCCCAAAGCCCAGAUUGCGGACGUCGAGGCGGGACAUUGGCUUAUCUCCGAGAAGCCUGAAGACUUCCGGCAAGCGGUGGUCAAAUUUCUGGGAUCGUCAUAA
Penicillium pulvis is the source of this 882-nucleotide messenger RNA. RefSeq lists its product as uncharacterized. Bases 1 to 882 code for a protein of 293 amino acids. The record is from RefSeq and is a predicted model, not a curated record. NCBI's taxonomy places the organism in Eukaryota, Fungi, Ascomycota, Eurotiomycetes, Eurotiales, Aspergillaceae. Gene Ontology annotation, cellular component: mitochondrion. The transcript has 6 exons.